AUGUUGGCAAAAUUUCUACUAAUAGUAUUUGUAUUAUAUUUGAUGUUCAAAGAUGAAGAUGCCAUGAAUGUGACGUUGAAAGAUUUCGAAAACAUCAAACAGCAACUCAACAAUUUGCAAUCUUUCAAAGCUCGUAGAGAAGGAGCCGCGAUGAUUGCAAAAGAACGAGGAUUUGAUGAGGAAACAAUUGAAAAAGUGAUGAAAUUGAUGGAAGAAAAUGACAAAGAACGGCUAGAAAUAAUGAGAAGCGCGGAUGGUGACAAAUUCAAGAACAAGAAAAUAUUGCAAAUUCUUUGGAAGAUGGCUCAAGAAGCUCAAAUGGCUGAUGCUUAUUUGCUUGAUGUUUUUGAAGAAUUGGUGAAAAUCGACAUUGACUUUGAUGAGAAUCUUGUCAAUAACAAACGGAUUCGCAAAAUUCGAAGAUAUAUUCAAAGAAGAAGAAAGAAUCCACCAACAUUGAGCGAUAAAGAUUUAGCUGAAAUUGACAAAGAAGCAAGCGAGAUGGAGAAGCUUGCAGCUGAAGUGGUAACAGAUUUUUGACUAGAUUUAAAAACUGAAAAAAUCAAUAAUCUAAUUUUCAGGACGCUGGAACGAUCAGCCAAGCGAAUCAGAAGAAAUUGAACACGUUGAUUGAAAAACAAUCGAAUAUUUCUGAACGUUUUCCUUCACAGCCGCAUCGCGAAGAAUUGUAA
Molecule: messenger RNA, 692 nt
Organism: Caenorhabditis angaria
Lineage: Eukaryota; Metazoa; Nematoda; Chromadorea; Rhabditida; Rhabditidae
Source: the annotation of a GenBank genome assembly